AAGAUGAAUUGAACAAUAAUCAACGGACGCUUAGUCAAUUUCAUGAUCAAAAACAGACGUGGAUUGAUGAUCGUGAGCGUUUAGAAGAUAAAUUAAGCAAACUGGAAAUAGCUGCUCAAAGACUUGAGGCCGAACUUAGUAAUGAGAAUUUGCACUUAAAAGAAACUAUUGAUAAAUUAAAACUUGAGUUGGAAGAAAUGGAAAGAAGUAGCAGAGUGCUUACUGAAUUUGAAGCUAUCAGUGAAAUUGAUAACAUAAAUAACAACAAGAAUAAUCUGGCAACAGAAAUAAUUAAUCAUGCACUCGCGUCGAUAGAAGAAGGUGGUUCAGACUCAAACACAGAUGAUGUAAGGGAUCGACAACUUAUUAAGACUCAACGAAGGCGUAAAGAUGACACAUCAGAUAUAAACGCUAGUGAAGAACAAUCGCAUUCGCGAUCCGGUGAAUUAGACAGAUAUCGUGGUACAGAUAUCGACCAUACAAGCCGAAAACAAAGUGGAUCACGAAGUCGCCGUCAAGUAACAGAUGUGAACGGAAUUACACGAAAUACCUCUGGUAGGGAUAUCGAAUCUCAAUAUCAAAUAUUAUCUUCAGAAUUAGGGGUUCAAUAUGCCUUGAUUGAAGGUAUUUUAAGGAACCGAGAUAUGCCAGGUCCACAUGAUAAGAGAGAUAGAGAUAGACAAAUUAGGAAUAGUGUUGACGGAGAUACGCCAGUCCCAGAAAUAGAGCCACAGUCGUCGGAAAAAAUCGAACAGGCAAUGCAAUCUUCAAAAGCCCUUGUUACGCGUAAUCAGAAUAUGACUGUUCAGCAGAACAAUGUGGUGGUCAACAGCACUGUUACAUUCGCAUUAUACACACUUGUAAUCUAUCUUUUCGGAAUUAUUACAUCUGUGUUUGUUCUUGAUAACAACCAAGGGGCCCUUACGUAUAGUGAUUGGUUACCUCAUGACGUAGUCGAUGAAAGCUGGACUAUGCGUUCAUUUCAAAUUAUAUUGUAUUGGAUCGAAACAUUAUUAAAUGAUGGAAAUAUGAGAGUUCCUACGUAA
Molecule: messenger RNA, 1046 nt
Organism: Funneliformis mosseae
Lineage: Eukaryota; Fungi; Glomeromycota; Glomeromycetes; Glomerales; Glomeraceae
Source: the annotation of a GenBank genome assembly